AUGACGUGGUUCUCGUUGGGGAAUUUGGAAUCUAACUAUGAAGCUAAACAAAAGGAUUUAGUACAACGUAGAGGCAAGGUUGUGUCAAGGAUAAUGCAUGAGGAACCGGACAAAAUGAAGCUUCUUUCUACUAUUAAGGAAGUAAAAGAAAGGUAA
Molecule: messenger RNA, 156 nt
Organism: Sphenostylis stenocarpa
Lineage: Eukaryota; Viridiplantae; Streptophyta; Magnoliopsida; Fabales; Fabaceae
Source: the annotation of a GenBank genome assembly